AUGACCGGUGCUCCCAGAAACUACAGCAAAACCUACAAUGUGCCCAAGCGUCCUUUCGAUUCUGCUCGUCUCGAUGCUGAGUUGAAACUCGUGGGUGAAUUCGGUUUGAAGAACAAGAGAGAAGUCUACCGUUUCGGUUAUAUGCUUUCAAAAAUCCGUCGUGCCGCUCGUGAGCUUUUAACGUUGGAUGAAAAGGAUCCCCGUCGUCUUUUCGAGGGUAAUGCGUUGAUUCGGCGUCUUGUCCGUAUCGGUGUCCUCGAUGAAAGCCGUAUGAAGCUCGAUUAUGUCCUUGCCCUUAGAUUGGAAGAUUUCUUGGAACGUCGUCUUCAGACACAAGUGUUCAAGGUCGGCUUAGCCAAAUCUAUUCAUCAUGCCCGCAUCCUUAUCCGCCAACGCCACAUCAUUGUCAACGGUCGCAUCGUUACCGAGCCCAGCUUCAUUGUUCGCAUGGAAUCACAAAAACACAUUGACUUCUCAUCGUUGUCACCUUAUGGUGGUGGUCGUCCCGGUCGCGUCCAGCGAAAGAGAGCCAAUGCAGCUGCUGGCAGCUUGGAAGAAGACGAUGAAGAAUGA
Radiomyces spectabilis is the source of this 573-nucleotide messenger RNA. Its product is annotated as 40S ribosomal protein S9. The transcript has 2 exons. Gene Ontology annotation, cellular component: cytosolic small ribosomal subunit. Gene Ontology annotation, biological process: translation; positive regulation of translational fidelity. The coding region runs from base 1 to 573 and encodes 190 amino acids. The record is from RefSeq and is a predicted model, not a curated record. Gene Ontology annotation, molecular function: rRNA binding; structural constituent of ribosome. NCBI's taxonomy places the organism in Eukaryota, Fungi, Mucoromycota, Mucoromycetes, Mucorales, Radiomycetaceae.